GUCGGCACAGGCAAAGCCAUGCCGAUCCUGGCAUGGGUAAGUGGGAGGGCGACAGUGAGGGAAAGUGAGAGUGACAGUGAGAGAAAGAGAGAUUUCAGGGAUUUGGGGGUAGGGAGAGUGAUCUCAGGGAUUGGUAAUCCCAUCCCGUGUUUUCCUCUCAUCUCUGUCGCACUCAACCUCUCUCUAACCCUUUCUCUUUCACUCUCUUUCAGACUCUCCCUUUCUCCCAACUCUCCAUCUCUCUAAACUUUAGUCCUAACCCUAAUUUGUUCUUUCAUUCCUCAAUUUUCUCCAUCCGAGGAAUGAAAAAUCGAACUGGGUUUUCAGAUUAUUGAUGCACAGGGAUUCACGGACAGAGAAGGGAGAGAGAGAGAGUGUGUUGAUUGAGGGAGUUGGUGAGUAUGGGCUUGCACAGAGGGAAGAACGCAGAAAGAGAGAGAGAGAGAGAGAGGGAGAACGAUUGCAGAGACAAUGAGAGAGAUCGCAGAAAGAGGAGGAUGACGAAAAUUGAGGGGGAACCCAUGUCUGCAGAGAGUGAGUAAUUUCUGAAUCAAGGAACCUUGCGUUUAGAAUUUAAUCCUAAUUUUUUUCUCUCUGCAGGACAAAAAACUACCAGGGAAGGAAGAGACUGCCAGGAAAGUACAACCCAGACCGGAGAAGACAAGCAAUGGCGGAGGAACCAAGGCUGUAGAUCUUUGAUAAAGGGAGAACGAUUUGGAGUAAGUGACUCACAAAGUUAAACUUCGAUAUCGAAAUUAAUGGAAACCCAUUGGUAUGAUUUCUUCAUCUGAAAUUUUUGAUUGCCCAAUUGGUUGUUUCAUCAAUUAAUUGUGUGAAAACAUAUAUGUGUAAUUUUUUAUUUCUUCCAAUUAAAUGGUAAGAUCAAAUUAAGCUAAUAACUUUUUGUUUUGUAAAUGUUGUGUAAUUAAAUUAUUCAUAUUAUCAAUUAAUUUUUAGCAAACAUUUGUGGGUAGUUGUUAAUUUCCUUCAAUAUUUGAUAAUAAUUCAAUUAAAGCUGAGAACUUUGUAUUUUGUUCAUCACCUGCUGUAAAUGUUUGGCUAUUUUGUUCAUCUCCAGUUUCUUGAAGGCAGGAAUGUCUGCACGUAAGCUAUGGAUUGUCAUUGCUAUUCCCACUGCUCUACUUGUAGCGUUGAGUUGCAUAUUGUAUCAGCUAAAACGAAGAAAAUUUUCACUUUCAGAUGAGAACGGGAGAAAGAUUCAGAAUGAAUUGCUUAACUUCGUGAGAUCUAAUAGACGUCAUGAUCAUGGUCGUGGGUUUCAAAAUUAUGGAAAGAUGGGGCAUUCUAAAUUAAGUGCCUUUAGCUAUCCAUCUGUCUUGGCUGCCACUUGCAACUUCUCUGAAGAAAACAAGCUCGGGCAAGGGGGCUUUGGACCUGUUUAUAAGGGAAAAUUGGUAACGGGACGAGAGAUAGCAGUAAAGAGGCUUUCAAAAUGUUCAGGACAAGGAACAUUGGAGUUCAAGAAUGAAUUAAUACUCAUAUCUGAACUCCAACAUAUGAACCUUGUUCAGCUCUUCGGAUUUUGCAUUCAUGGUGAAGAGAGGAUGCUGAUAUAUGAGUACAUGCCAAACAAAAGUUUGGACAACUUCUUAUUUGAUUCUACCAGAGCUCUACUAGAUUGGAAGACGCGUUUCAGUAUAAUUGAAGGAAUAGCUCAAGGAUUGCUUUACUUGCACAAAUACUCGAGAAUGAGGGUAAUUCAUAGAGAUUUGAAACCUAGUAACAUAUUACUUGAUGAAAAUAUGAACCCCAAAAUAUCAGAUUUUGGUAUGGCAAGGAUUUUCAACUAUAAUGAAUUGGAAGCAAAUACUGGUAGGAUUGUUGGGACACGUGGUUACAUGUCUCCCGAAUACGCCAUGGAGGGGAUAUUUUCAAUAAAAUCUGAUGUCUUCAGUUUUGGGGUGUUAAUGCUCGAAAUCAUAAGUGGCAGGAAAAACAACAGCUUCUACAAUGAUGAGCGUGUGCUAAAUUUAGUAGGAUAUACAUGGGAGCUAUGGAAAGAAGGCGCAGGGAUAGAACUAAUGGAUCCAACACUAAAGGAUUCCUGUAUUCAGGAUCAAUUUCUUAGAUGCAUCCAUGUCGGUCUACUAUGCGUGGAGGAAAAUGCAGGUGAACGGCCGACCAUCUCCAAUGUGAUAUCUAUGUUGACAAAUGAAAGUGUGGCAUUACCUAUGCCAACAAAGCCAGCAUUUUUCACUGAAAGAAAUCAUGUGGCCGGUGGAAAGGAGCCAGAAGAUAUGUCGAUAAAUUGUUUGUCCAAUUCCGAAAUGGUUGCCCGUUGAAGGUUGUGGCUCGGUUUAAUAUACUUGCAAGAGCUGUCUCAGUUCAUUUUUAUCACCACUCUUGAGUGGUAGUAAGCUCACCAUCCUAUUAAUUACUAUUAAAUGAGUUAGAUUUUAUUUAUCUAUUACACAAAUCAUACGAAAGGGAUUCUAUGCAAUUUAUGCAGUCAAAGGAAGUUGUGUGACAAUAAGACUCCAAGUUUUCCAAGAAUUUUAACAUAUGUUGGUUUUCACCUUUCUCUAAAUAAAAAGUAAUUUAGUUGUUUUUUUUU
This is a messenger RNA of Pyrus x bretschneideri (Chinese white pear), 2575 nucleotides long. RefSeq names its product G-type lectin S-receptor-like serine/threonine-protein kinase At1g11330. Gene Ontology annotation, molecular function: protein kinase activity; ATP binding. Bases 1095 to 2303 code for a protein of 402 amino acids. NCBI's taxonomy places the organism in Eukaryota, Viridiplantae, Streptophyta, Magnoliopsida, Rosales, Rosaceae. The transcript has 9 exons. The record is from RefSeq and is a predicted model, not a curated record. Gene Ontology annotation, biological process: protein phosphorylation.